Rosa rugosa (rugosa rose) is the source of this 1183-nucleotide messenger RNA. RefSeq names its product probable WRKY transcription factor 70. The transcript is spliced from 3 exons. The record is from RefSeq and is a predicted model, not a curated record. The coding region runs from base 10 to 837 and encodes 275 amino acids. Lineage: Eukaryota; Viridiplantae; Streptophyta; Magnoliopsida; Rosales; Rosaceae. Gene Ontology annotation, biological process: regulation of DNA-templated transcription. Gene Ontology annotation, molecular function: DNA-binding transcription factor activity; sequence-specific DNA binding.
CUAAUCAUAAUGGAGUCAUUGGAGUAUACUUGGCCAGCUUCAUGGAAUCUUCAGGAAAAGAUGAAGGAAGAGCUUGUCCGAGGGCAUGAACUUGCAAAUCAACUUCACUUGGUUGUCCGUAAUGGUGAUGGUGAAUCGGCCAAAGGUCUUGCUACGAAGAUCGUUUGCUCGUUCACUAAUAGCCUUUCCCUCUUAGGUGGGAAUCAUGAUUCUAAGGGGAAGCAUAUUCAAGCCAAUACUAGUAGCAAUACUGUUGCUCUUCCUACUCUUGUAGAUUCAUCAUCCUGGGUUGCUCUAGAGGCUAUUAAGAGAACGGAAAUGUUGAUAAAUAGUAGAAGUUCUUCCAAGAAAAGAAAAACUUCACAUUCAUGGAGUAGAGACGCUCCCGAUUUCAUUGAUGAUGGUCAUACAUGGAGAAAGUACGGACAGAAACAGAUCCUUAAUACCAGCCAUCCAAGGAGCUACUUUAGGUGCAGUCAUAAGUAUGAUCAAGGCUGCAAGGCGACCAAGCAGGUGCAGAAAGUUGAAGAUGAUCCAUCCUUGUUUCGGACUACAUAUUUCGGAAAUCACACAUGCAAACAUAGCAUACUCAAAGCUCCUGAAAGCAUCCUUGAUAACGUAAGCGGUGGUAGUCCUAGAGAAGAGUCUAAUUCCAAGUUUAUGAUCACAUUUGAGAACAACAACAACUUCCCGUACGAACAAGAACACCCUUUUUUCUCAUCCUACUCAUCAACCGAAAGAGAGAUCAUUAAAUCUAAUCAUGUGGCGAGCAGCAGGUCAUCAUCACUAUCUUGUGAUUAUCUUGUGCCACCUGAUCCAGUGAUGGUGUUCGAGUAGUCUGAGCCCAUCAGCAGGUUGCCAACAAUGAUGGAGCUUCACUCUGAGGACAUGAUCACAUUUGAGAACAACAUCAACUUCCCGUACGAACAAGAACACCCUUUUUUCUCAUCCUACUCAUCAACCGAAAGAGAGAUCAUUAAAUCUAAUCAUGUGGCGAGCAGCCAAUCAUCAUCACUAUCUUGUGAUUAUCUUGUGCCACCUGAUCCAGUGACGGUGUUCGAGUCGUCUGAAACCAUCAGCAGGUUGCCAACAAUGAUGGAGCUUCACUCUGAGGACAUGAUUUAUUAUUAGGGCAAGAUGGAAUACUUUGAAUAAGAAAUUAUGUGAACUUUGAUGAGUACCU